Hydatigera taeniaeformis is the source of this 4401-nucleotide messenger RNA. The record is from the annotation of a GenBank genome assembly. Lineage: Eukaryota; Metazoa; Platyhelminthes; Cestoda; Cyclophyllidea; Taeniidae.
AUGUCGUCAUGUUGGGUGGUUGUUUGUGAGUGUGAGAAGGGCGAGACUGUGGUUGAGGGGUUGAGUGGGGAGGAGGAUGAGGAGGAGGAGGAGGAGGCGAUGGGUUGCGGUGGUGGUGGCGGUGGUGGUGGUGAGGUUGAGGGGGAUGGAAGGCGAGUAUUGAGGCACGAUGUGGGUGAUGUGAUUGGUAGUGGUGGGUGCGGAGUUAGCGGUGCCUCGUGUGAGGGCAAAUGGGCGGAGUGGCGACACAUGCGUGGUUGGAUGGUUGGGUGGGUGAUGAUGCGUGAGGAGGCGAAGGAGUUCGUGGACUACACGCUGUCCACACUGAAACCACGUGAGGUGGCAGUGUUGAAACCUUAUCCGAAGGCGGCGUUGCCGGCGUGCUUGAAUCGGUUGCGUGUGAUGAAUUUCAACAAGACGGAUGUGAACACGUCGCUGGUGUUGAUGAGUCCGUUGCAGGGCACUCCUUCGAAUGACCUUCGAUACGAAGUGAUGAAUGAGUUAUUGGAGUCGUGUCUGCAAGAAUCUGCCUACGCGUACCUACGGACGAGGGAGACACUGGGAUACGCAGUUGGCCUCUACAGUUGGUCAUUGCCCAGCACCACAGGUCAAUGCGGUCUGUCUGUGGGUGUGAGCAGUCAGGCGAACAAGUUUGACAGCAAUUUGGUGGCGGGACGUAUGUAUGCCUUUUGGUACCGAAUUGUGCCUUACAUCGUGCUUCACCUCAACGAGGAGGCCUUUCAAACGUCGGUGGAGGCACUGAUAGCUUCGAACCUUCUGGAAGACGCGACAAUGGACGUGGAAAUCAGUAGAAACCUGAAAGAAGUCUUCUCGGAUCGUCCCAUGUUUGACCGUCGUCAGAGAGCGGUGGAAAUUCUGCGGCAAUUAAAGUUGAGUGAUUUGCAGAAGUUCUACAGGGAGACAUACUACAACUUUGAGAAGCAGCCAACUCUGAUGAUCCAGGUGGAUUCUCUGGUCGACGCAGAGUUGAUGGACGCCUCACUGCGGGGCGAUGGCUUGAAUUGUCUGAAGACUUUUAAUUGGCCACUCUGUGUAAUUCCGAUGAGUCGUGGACAGGCAGAGGCGGAGCGGAGCGCUGCCCUUGCCGUGGACAUACACGAGGCGGUGCUCGCCUGUGCCUCCGGCCUUGUCACAGAUGCAGCAAAAGUGGAUUCCACCGCUAAUCGUUUCACUGAGAAGGAGAAGUCAAGGCUUGUUCUUCCACGAGUAGUAGAAAUAUCGAAAGUUCGCGAAUUCAAACACAAAGGUUUCCUGAAUUUGCGAACGUCAGGAUUUGACGUUGGUUUUGGAAGCGGGGGAAGUGUGUGGUAUCUGGGACGUAGUUUAAUCAAUACAGAAGCAUCGAAGGCCGUCGUCUGGUCUUCUGCAUGGUAUAUUGAACUGCCAAAUGGUCUACGGGCUAUGCUGGUAUCAAGUCUGAAGCCUGAAGAAUCGGCGGUAUCUGAGGCAAACCCUAUUAAUCCUUUCUCGGAGGAGUCCACUCAGGAGGGUUCCUUCGUUCGAUCUGAGGGAAAGCAUAUGAAAGGCUUGCGAAAGUCCGCUGCAGCUCUCUGCAUUAAUGUCGGAUAUUUUACUGAUCCCGUGGAGGUUCAGGGACUGGCUCAUCUUUUGGAACACGUGGUCCUUCGAGGUAGCGAGAAGUAUCCCACUGAAAAUGAGUAUGACGACUUCGUCGAGUAUUAUGGCGGGAAUUCUGACGCAUGCACUGACGGGGAUUAUACAUUAUUCUUUUUUGACAUUAGUCGCCCUUUUUUUAAAGAGGCGCUUGACAGACUUGCUAACGCCUUCAUUGCGCCUUUACUUACACCGGAUUAUAUAAAUGCAGAGUUUGAAAAUGUGCAUCAUGAAUAUUGUGUGUCUAGAUCAAAAGACUCGCUGCGUUUGGGUCAACUUAUGGCAUCGUUAGCCAACGAAGACUCGCCUUAUCGCCGUUUCGGUUUUGGCAAUCGAAUUUCUUUAAAACAUAAGCCUAUGGAAGCAGGCACUGAUGUCUGCGCAUUACUUCGAGAUUUCUACCUUACUUACUACAAUGCCUCUCUCAUGACAUUGGCCGUUGAAUCAGAAGACACUUUGGACCAUCUUCAAGCGAUGGUCACCGAAUGUUUCGGUGCAAUUCCUAACCGAAAUCUUGCGACGGAUUUCCAUGCUGGCUGUGCGGUUAGCGACAGCACUCAUCACAAUCAAAUGACUAGUCUCUUUGGCAUCACCAUCGACCUGUCUGAACUCGGUCGUACGGCUCCCUGUACGGUGGCUGAUUACGUGUUCGCGUACUUGUGCAUGCUGCGCAGUGCUGCGGAGUUCAGUCUCGCCCAUCCCACGGCCACCACGACACCCUGCGGUGAUCGCACAUUCGCCUCCCUUGUGCCCGAGUUCAAGAAGCUCUGGGAGUUGAAUUUCCGCUUCCAGGAGCCUCUGGAGCCCUCUAUUAACGUACAAAUGAUCGCCACGGCCAUGCGAACGUUUCCACCCGAUGAGGUUUUUGUUGCUGAGUCAUUGAUUCUAGAACCCGAUUUGAAGGCCUACGUAGAAGUGGUGAACUACCUCACCCCCGACAAAGCGAUCAUAGCUGCCUUUCUGCCAGAAUUCAACGUCUAUUCCAUCACGGACCCGAAGGAAGGCGUCUUCCUCAAAGAACCCUGGUUCAACAUUCACUACGCCAUCGAUGAGGUGUCCGAUGAUCAGAUACAGCGCUGGCAAAACCCAACCCCACUUCCCGAUUUUCAUCUCCCUGAGGAGAAUCGGUUCAUUGCCACGAACUUUGAGUUACUGCCAAAGGAGGAGGACAAUGAUGUUCCGGUAAACAUAAGCUUGGGAAAAAUGCAAGCCUUUGGGGAGUUGUGGCAUCAACAAAGGACAAAAUUCAAUAGUCCAACAGCUCGAGUGACAGUGCGCAUCUACUCAGACGUUCCACAACAGGCGAGAGAUACGGCGAUAUUGCGACUGUGGUCGUGUGCGCUGAACCAGCGUUUGCAGACGUUGCUGUACAAUGCAAGCGAGGCGGGUUACUUGUACUCAGUGUCGACUUUGGAUCGUGGGUUGGAGAUUGCAGUUGCUGGUUUCAAUGAGAAGUUGUUGCUUGUCUACCAGAAGAUAAUCGACCUCUUGCUCCAGCCUCUGGUGGGUGAGGAGGAGAAGCACCUUUUCAGUGACCGCAAUUUCGCUGUCUACAAGGUUCGCCUGCGACAUUCGACUUGCGAUCGGAUGCUUGAUCCUUGCAACCUCAGCACGCACCUGAAGAAUUACUUUCAGAUUCCCGGCAUCCAUCUUUUGGAAGACUGCAUGAAGGCUCUUGAGGGUCUCACUUCGGAAGAUAUCCAAGCCUUUGUCCCAUCCUUUUUGUCCCGUGUCUAUGUCAAGGCAUUCGUCUAUGGAAAUAUCUCAGCCACGGAGGCGAAGGAGUUUAUGGAUUUCACGAUGGCUACACUCAACCCAGAUGUAGUCAUUGAUUUGAAGCCCUACUUGAAGGCUGCUCUGCCACCGUGUUUGAAUCGGCUGCGUGUGAUGAAUUUCAACAAGACGGAUGUUAACACCUCUUUGCUGCUGAUUCAUCCCCUACAGGGCACCCCUUCCAACGACCUUCGGUACGAAGUGAUGAACGAGGUACUCAGACACUGUCUGCAUGAUUCGGCCAUCGCGUACCUACGUAACAUGGAGAAGCUGGGCUCCUCAUUGGGUCUCUACAGUUGGUCAUUGACAGGCACCACAGGACAGUGCGGCCUCUCUCUCCACGUGAACAGUCAGGCGAAUAGGUUUGAUUGUAAUUUGGUGGCAGGUCGCAUGUAUGCCUUCUGGUACCGCGUUAUGCCAUACAUAAUCUUUCAUCUCAACGAGGAGGCCUUCCAUUCGUCGGUGGCCGAGCUGAUAGCUGUGAACAUGCUGGAGGACAAAACGAUGGACAUGGAAUGCAGUAGGAACUUUAAAGAAGUCUUUGCGACUCGUCCGAUUUUUGACCGUCGUCAGAGAACGGUGGAUAUUCUUCAGCAAUUGAAGAUGAGCGAUGUGCAGAAGUUCUACAGUGAGACCUACUGUGACUUGGAGAAGCAACCAACUCUUAUGAUCCAGGUGGACUCUCUCAGCGAUGUGGUAUCAUCGGGUGUCUUUUCAAAGGCCGGGAGCGCUAAACUACUGACCACCUUUGACUGGCCACUUUGCAUAGUUCCGAUGGGUGUUGAUCAGGCUGAUGCGGAGAGACACGCGGCUCUCGCGGUAGAUGUGCGCGAGGCAGUGCGUAUUUGUGCACCUGGACUUGUCACUGAGGAGGCUCAGAGCGAACCCAACGCCGAUUUCAGCGUCGAGGAGGAAAGGGCGGAGGUGGCUCUUCCGCGCUUUGUGGAAAUACUGGAGGUGCGCUACUUCAAGUACAAUGUUCUCUUCCCGUAG